GCUGUGUUGUGCUGAUCGGUCGACUAUUAUUUUGCUCUUCAGUCUGACUUGUAUUUUUUGUUGAUUUUGUAAUUUGAAAUCGCAAAAAAGCGAUUUUAGUUGAAACUCGUGAUUUCCAUAUCACAACACCUCUAUCUGGCCGCCGUAUCGUGUGAAAACUAGAAAAUACAGUAGCUUCAAGAUCGCUAUGGAUUGCAAAAAGUGCCACCAUGCCGUCCUAACGAAAGAACAGCCUCACAUCUAUUGUAAUGGAACGUGCGCCGAAGUUUACCACGCUACUUGUGUUGGGUUGAACAAAGAACAACUUGCUGCUGUGUCACCGCCGUACAGAAACAGCUUUUGGUUGUGUGAUGAUUGUUUUACUGAGUUUGUACAGUGGAGGAAUGAGAAAAAGGAGAGAAACGUAUCAACCGCAAACGUUCAAAAAUCUGUGGGUCCGAAAUGCGUACUUCAUGAUGACAUUAUUGAGCUCAAGGCAAAAGUUGAUUCAAUAAUGUCUAUGCUCUCUUCGAAUGGAGAAUGCAACUUGGAUACUGUUAUGAAACACUCUACUCCAAAUCAAAUCGUUUGUAGUGAUCCGUUUACAUCUGGUUCAUCAGAUCAAACAGCUCUGGAUGAUUCUGCGAGAGUAUCAAAUAGUGCUAAUGAUAGUUUCGCAUUGUUGCUUACAAAUAUCGACAGCAGUGUCUCUGAAGACGACGUUCAAGUGAUGGUAUCUAGAUGUCUGGGUGCCUGUGAUACUGAAUGCAAAAGUAUUAGGAAAUUAGUACCGCGAUGGGUCGAUACCAGCUCUCUAGAUUAUAUCUCAUUCAAAAUUGUAUUGAAUCGGAAAUGGAAAUCAAAGGCUAUGAUGCCGUCUACGUGGCCAAGAAAUGUUAAAUCUCGUGAGUUUAGGCAGAGACAAUGUACCUGGAAACCAGAUGAUAGAUAAUUUGCUAUA
Armigeres subalbatus is the source of this 940-nucleotide messenger RNA. RefSeq lists its product as uncharacterized. The transcript has a single exon. The coding region runs from base 188 to 931 and encodes 247 amino acids. The record is from RefSeq and is a predicted model, not a curated record. Lineage: Eukaryota; Metazoa; Arthropoda; Insecta; Diptera; Culicidae.